AUGGCGGAAGAGGAGCCUCAAGCACAGAAAUUCUCUCCAAAGAAGAGAAAGGUGUUAGCCGCUUCGGUUGGGCCUGUGGUGAACUUUCGUGUUGAUUUCUACGCAGAGAAGGGAUCUUUGUUUUAUCGACAAUUCGAGGAAGACUUGCUCUAUACUGUGACUGUGGCAACGACUUUGAGGCGACCGAAUCCAUUGUUUCAAGCAGCUGAGAUGUUUGUGAAGUUUAUUCAAGAAGCUGCGCCUGAUGGAUAUUCACGAUCAGUGGAGGAGCUCGGAGUGGAGGGGCAGAUGGUGUUGAAGGCACCGAAGACAGCACCAUACCCAGUGACCCUUUUUGUUGGUGGUGGAGUUGACAAUGUGGCGGCUGGCCUUUACCUGAUGGAAUGUUUCCUUCGGUGGCGAUUCAACCUGGCUGACUGCAAGAACGUGGUGCAAUUGCCUCAAGUCAGAGUGGCAACCAGUUCGACAGAUGCUGCAGUCCAUCAAGCUAUUCAGAGUUGGAUUGAGUCGGCAGGAGAUUUUGUGCGAGGGACUGUCGAAGAAUGCGCCAAGGAUUUGUCCUUGAUUGCGCCACCAGGAUUUGCCCACGCGCAAAUCAGUGUAGUCGACAAUGCAACAGAUCGAGAGCAUUUGCAGUUAAAGCUGGUGGGAGCUGGAAGCGCCAUUGCAGCAGCGUUGACGGGCUGGUCGGGCGAAUGGAAGUUGAAUGGAGCGCCUUGCGAGCCCUUUGCUGAAGGAUCUCAGUAUGAGAGGGUCAGUUCGAAGAGGUCACGGAGCCAAAGGCAGGUUGUGAUGGCAGAGUUGAAAACAUUCAGAGCUGCGACGACGGUGCUCGGCUUGGAGGAUGUGGAGAAGCGAGUUCGAGAAUGGCUGCAGUAG
Molecule: messenger RNA, 879 nt
Organism: Cladocopium goreaui
Lineage: Eukaryota; Dinophyceae; Suessiales; Symbiodiniaceae
Source: the annotation of a GenBank genome assembly